AUGUCCUAUUACGACGACGACCGGCCUCGCCGACCGAAGAGCACGCGAGAGCGAUCUCGAAGAGAUGACUAUGAGGAUACCGUCUAUGACACAAACACAAGAGACACUCGUAUAGUCAAGCGACGCGACGACAGCGUGGAUUCUAUCGAGGAGGUGUCCCGUGACUUUGCCCCUGGCGACCGCGGUGCCAUCUAUCGCGAAACCACCGUGCGGAAGAGUGGCCAUCGGCCUAUUCGUGCAAGAUCCACUGACGAUCGCUAUUAUGAUGAUCGUUACGAUGACCGCUCAUACGUGUCGCGAAAAAAGUACGAGGAUGACUAUGUGGUCGUCGACAAUCCCAAACGCAGAAGCCGUGACUAUGACGACAGACGCCGCUCCCGACGCUACUCGUCAGACUAUGAAUCCCGCAGCCGCAGCCGCAGCCGCACACCUCCAAAGAAAGAACGCAGAAAGUCUACCACUGAAGAGCUAUUGGGAUCCAUUGGUCUAGGAGGUGUUGCCGGUGCCCUGCUCGGGAAGGCUAAGAGUCGUGACAGGUCGAGAUCCAGUUCACGCGAUGGCCGUCAUCGAAGCCGGAGCCGUGCCGGUCGCCGUUCUUCAUCCGACCGCUCCCGUCACCGAAGCAAGAGCCGUGGCAAAGUUCGAAGCGAGCAAAUCUCCCAAGCCAUCAAGGCGGCCGUUUUGGCUGGAGCCGGUGAGGCUUUCCGCGCUCGGAAAGUUGAAGGCGGCUGGGGCGGCGAGAAAGGCAAACGAAUCAUCACCGCGGCCCUGGCAGCGGGAGGUGUCGAUGGCUUGAUCUCGGACAAGAACGAUCCGCAUCACCAUUCGAAGCGUGACAUUCUGGGCUCUGCUUUGGCCGGCAUGGCCACCAACCGCAUCAUCAACGGACCUCGGUCGAAAUCCCGUGGCAGAAAUGGCAGCCCGGACAGUCGUCGAGGCCGGAGUCAGUCUCGCGGCGGGUUGGGAGAUCUCGCCGCCGGAGGCGUGGUUGCCGCCACCGCUAAGAAAGUCUUUGAUUCGGUCCGCUCUCGAUCUCGAGGUCGUGCUCGUUCUCGAAGCGCGUCGUCAUACGACAGCCGCGGCAGUCGAAGCCCUAAGCGCAAGCGGAGCCGCAGCGUGUCCGCCUUUGCGGCCAAAGGUCUUGCAGCUUUGGGGCUGAAAGAUGCGGCGGACAAAGUCGACCCCGACCGCGAGCGGGACCGCCGCCGAAACUAUGACGACUACUAUGAUGAUGGUCGAUCAAGUCGAAAUGGAGGAGGAUAUGGGUACAGUGAUUCCCGAGAUGUAGGUACCUUUCAACCCCAAUUUGGUUAUCCUAAUGGCGGUGCCCGUUCCAUGAGCGUACCCAGGGCGCCGCCGCCUGGCUAUGAGCUCGACUACGGCCCACGUCAUACUGGUGACCCAGAAACAGACUCCGAUUCUGACCUCGGCUCCAGUUCCGAAGAUGAGAAAGAAAUAAAGAAAGGUCGCAAGAAGAUGUUGAUCAGCGGAGGUCUUGCGACGGUGGCGACUAUCCAUGCAGCGCACAGUGUUUACCAAAGCAUGGAGAAACGAGAAGCGAGGAGGAGGGCAUUGAAGGAGGGCGACAUCACCGAAGAGCAAGCCAGGAGAGCAAAGAACAAGAACAGGCUGCAGGAUGCUGCUAGUAUUGGCAUCGCUGCUCUUGGUCUCAAGGGAGCAUACAGCGAAUGGCAGGAGAUGCAUGAGGCACAGAAGGAAGCCAAGGAGGAGAAGGAGAAACGUGAGCGACACAAGAUGAAGCGAGAAGCCAGGAGAAGAAAGAUGAGCAUGCUUGCGGCGCACAACUAUGCCGACAGCGGUUUCACAGGGAGCAUGCCGAAUCUGGCGACAUACCCUCAACAGCACUAUCCGGCGUUCCCUCCUCCACCCGGGGCAUCCUUUGGCAACGGAACAGCCGUCCACUAUGCAGACGACAAUCCUUACGGAGCGGUCACGAACCCACCGGUCUACGUCCCUACCCCCCCAGCUUCUCAUAUGGGUGGUCCUUCAAGCAGAGACCAGGUGAGGGGAUGGUGA
This is a messenger RNA of Fonsecaea erecta, 2037 nucleotides long. RefSeq lists its product as hypothetical. The transcript has 2 exons. Lineage: Eukaryota; Fungi; Ascomycota; Eurotiomycetes; Chaetothyriales; Herpotrichiellaceae. The coding region runs from base 1 to 2037 and encodes 678 amino acids. The record is from RefSeq and is a predicted model, not a curated record.